UCUUUGCGUCUCCAUGGUAACGGGAGGUCGGGCGGCUAGGCGACCGAACCCACUUUGAGAGCAGUAGCCUCUGCUUUCCUGGGACUGGAGUGAAUGUAAUCAAACAGCAUUUAAAAAGUUUGCUGAGAAGUGGAGACAUGAGACUGAAGAUAUCGCUUUUAAAAGAACCGAAGCAUCAAGAAUUAGUAAGCUGUGUGGGCUGGACUACUGCCGAAGAACUGUAUUCAUGUAGUGAUGAUCACCAGAUAGUGAAGUGGAACCUGUUAACCAGUGAAACAAGUCAAAUAGUAAAACUUCCUGAUGAUAUUUACCCAAUAGAUCUUCACUGGUUUCCAAAAAGUUUAGGCGUAAAGAAACAGACUCAAGCAGAAAGUUUUGUCCUCACAAGUUCUGAUGGUAAAUUUCAUCUGAUUUCUAAGUUAGGAAGAGUGGAAAAAAGUGUAGAAGCUCACUGUGGAGCUGUACUCGCAGGAAGAUGGAAUUAUGAAGGGACAGCAUUGGUUACUGUUGGAGAAGAUGGGCAAAUAAAAAUUUGGUCAAAGACUGGAAUGCUAAGAUCAACUUUAGCUCAACAAGGAGCACCAGUGUAUUCAGUAGCUUGGGGCCCUGAUUCAGAAAAAGUUCUUUAUACUGCAGGGAAGCAGCUGAUCAUUAAACCUCUUCAACCAAAUGCUAAAGUUUUACAGUGGAAAGCUCACGAUGGCAUUAUUUUAAAAGUAGAUUGGAACUCAGUCAAUGAUCUUAUUUUAUCUGCUGGGGAAGAUUGUAAAUAUAAGGUUUGGGAUAGUUAUGGGCGCCCUCUGUACAAUUCACAACCUCAUGAGCAUCCUAUUACCUCAGUUGCCUGGGCUCCAGAUGGAGAACUAUUUGCUGUUGGAUCCUUUCAUACUUUACGCUUGUGUGAUAAGACUGGGUGGUCAUAUGCUUUAGAAAAGCCCAACACGGGCAGCAUAUUUAAUAUUGCAUGGUCAAUCGAUGGCACCCAGAUUGCUGGUGCCUGUGGAAAUGGACAAGUUGUUUUUGCACACGUGGUGGAGCAGCAUUGGGAGUGGAAAAACUUUCAAGUAACGUUAACUAAAAGAAGGACCAUGCAGGUUCGUAAUGUUCUUAACGAUGCAGUGGACUUGCUGGAAUUCCGUGAUAGAGUCAUUAAAGCAUCUUUGAACUAUGCACAUUUAGUUGUUUCAACAUCUCUUCAAUGUUAUGUGUUCUCUACGAAGAACUGGAAUACACCACUUAUAUUUGAUCUCAAAGAAGGAACUGUUAGUUUAAUUCUGCAGGCAGAAAGACAUUUUCUUCUUGUAGAUGGUAGUGGUAUCUAUUUAUAUUCUUAUGAAGGGCGUUUCAUUUCUUCUCCAAAGUUUCCUGGAAUGAGAACAGAUAUUUUGAAUGCACAAACUGUGUCUCUGAGUAAUGAUACCAUAGCAAUAAAAGAUAAAGCCGAUGAAAAAAUAAUCUUCCUCUUUGAGGCAUCAACUGGAAAACCAUUAGGUGAUGGAAAACUUCUUUCUCAUAAGAAUGAAAUUUUGGAAAUUGCACUGGAUCAAAAAGGACUUACCAAUGAUAGAAAAAUUGCUUUUAUUGAUAAAAAUAGAGAUCUCUAUAUCACCUCAGUAAAACGGUUUGGGAAGGAAGAACAAAUUAUCAAACUUGGAACAAUGGUGCAUACCUUGGCAUGGAGCGAUACAUGCAAUAUCCUUUGUGGACUUCAGGAUACUCGAUUUACUGUGUGGUAUUACCCCAACACGGUUUAUGUGGACAGAGACAUUUUGCCUAAAACACUAUAUGAGAGGGAUGCAAGUGAAUUUAGUAAAAAUCCUCAUAUUGUGAGUUUUGUUGGAAAUCAAGUAACUAUCAGGAGAUCUGAUGGCUCACUGGUUCACAUCAGCAUAUCACCAUACCCUGCUAUUCUCCAUGAGUAUGUGAGCAGUUCAAAAUGGGAAGACGCUGUGAGACUUUGUCGCUUUGUCAAGGAGCAGACCAUGUGGGCUUGCCUAGCUGCUAUGGCAGUUGCUAAUCGAGAUAUGACUACUGCAGAAAUAGCCUAUGCAGCAAUUGGUGAAAUUGAUAAAGUUCGGUACAUCAAUUCUAUAAAAGAUCUUCCAUCUAAAGAAUCUAAAAUGGCCCACAUAUUAAUGUUUAGUGGGAACAUACAUGAGGCUGAAAUAGUACUACUUCAGGCUGGCCUUGUUUAUCAAGCAAUCCAAAUUAAUAUUGAUCUCUACAACUGGGAAAGAGCACUUGAAUUGGCUGUAAAAUACAAAACACAUGUUGAUACAGUUCUUGCUUACCGUCAAAAGUUUUUGGAGACAUUUGGUAAACAAGAAACUAAUAAACGAUAUUUACAGUAUGCAGAAGGUCUGCAAAUAGACUGGGAGAAAAUCAAAGCCAAAAUUGAGAUGGAAAUUACUAAAGAACGAGAGCGAUCAUCAAGUAGUCAAUCCAGCAAGAAUACUGGUCUGAAGUACUAAAUGUCAUACUCACAUUUAGGAAGCCUUAUCUUUUGAAGCUAAUUCUCAUAAACAUGUUUUUGUUUCUAAGGAAAAAGGCAGAAUCUUUAAAUAUAGGUACUUGCCAUGUAUUUAAUACAUUCAGAAGAUUGAGCACAAAAUAAUUGAUGUAAUUUCAUCUUUUGCAUUUUUCUAGUCCAUUAGUUUAAGUCUUCCCAUAUAGUUCUGAUACUUCCCCAUAGUUUUGCUUAUAUUACAGCUUUGUGUAUAUUAUUUUACCUCUGAAUAUUUAGCAAAAAUAUUAAUGCUGAUAAUAAAACAUUGGACUCAUCAAAAUAUAAGCUAUCAUUAAUACCUAUUUGAUCUCUAAAUCAAAAAUAACCUGAAAGGUUUAUUUAAACAAUAAAGCUACAUGAGAAUGGGUUUAUGAAAAUGUGUAUAUCAAUGCAUAUACCUGUACACCAAUGUUUAUAAUAAUAAUCAUUAUUCCCAUUAACAAAAAAAGGUGGACAGGGGCCUCCCUGGUGGCACAAGGGGUUAAAAUACAGUGCUAUGAAGCUCUCUGCAGCCACUGUAGCACAAGUUUGAUCCCUGGCCAGGGAAGUGACCCACGUGGCGCAGCAGACUUCUCCUGCCUCUCCCGCUGCUCCCCUCAGCAGUGUAUUUCAGUAGAUCUGCCUGUUCUGUUCCCCACUCUGUCUCUAGGGAAUCCUCUCACCCCCUGCAUCUCUGGCCUGCAUCCCAGCUCUUGCAUGCAUAAAUAUAUCUUUAAAAAAAAAAUGUGGACAAGAAUCUUCAUCAACAGGUGGGUAGAUAAACAAAAUGUGGGACAUACAUGCAGUAGAAUAUUAUGUCUUAAAAAGGAAUGUAAUGCUAUUAGCAUGGAUGAACCUUGAAUAUGCUGAGUGAAAUAAUACGGAUACAGUAGUUUGAUAUUGUAUGAUCCCACUUAUAUGAGAGCUCUAGAGUCUGCAAAUUCAUUGAGUCAGAAAGAGAACAGUGGUUACGAAGGGCUGCAGGGAGGUGAAAAUGGGGAUAGAAAUUUCUGUUUGGGUUGAACAAGUUCUGGAAUUUGUGAUAGUUGUACAACAUUGUGAAUGUAUUUAAUGCCACUGAAUUGUACAGUUAAAAUGGUGACUCUUCUAAUGUAUAUUUUGCCAUAAUUUUUAAAAAGUAUCUAGAAUGGCCAAGAAAUACUUUUCUCAUUCCUCUUCUUACUUGGGAAUGCCUGACUUCUCAAGGUAGUAGGUACUGGAGUCUGAAUUUGUGAAUAUCUCCUUAAAUGAUCAACCUGAUGACUAGCCUUAACUCAGUAUAUCUCAAAAUUAUUACCACAGAGUCUAUUAACACUAACACAAAUACUCCUUAAAAAGUUGUCCAUGAGUCCAUUUUUUAGAAAUGGCAAAUUAAAGUGGAUGGCUACAUACUUAUGCAUGGGAAAAGGCCUACCCUCUAAACCCCAUGUUCACUAGCAUAUCUAGGUUUCUUUUAUAAAAAUGUCCCAUUCUUUUCAACAGGAAUGUUGGAAUAUUCUGUUUGUUGCAGGCCACCAGGAUAUGUUCAGUUUGUGAAAUAUGAUUGAGCAAUUACUUGUAAGUUGUAUUUAUAAGUCCAUUUGUAUAUGUUUUCUAUAUUAUAUUUCAAUAAAAAGUUUUAA
Talpa occidentalis (Iberian mole) is the source of this 4107-nucleotide messenger RNA. RefSeq names its product intraflagellar transport 80 (gene IFT80). The record is from RefSeq and is a predicted model, not a curated record. Gene Ontology annotation, biological process: cilium assembly. The transcript is spliced from 20 exons. Gene Ontology annotation, molecular function: protein binding. NCBI's taxonomy places the organism in Eukaryota, Metazoa, Chordata, Mammalia, Eulipotyphla, Talpidae. Gene Ontology annotation, cellular component: intraciliary transport particle B; centrosome; cilium. The coding region runs from base 138 to 2471 and encodes 777 amino acids.